AUGGCGUCCGGGUGGGGCAUCAACGGGAACAAGGGGCGGUGCUACGACUUCUGGCUGGACUUCAGCUCGUGCAUGAGCCGCUGCCGCCAGCCCUCCGACUGCGGCCUCCUCCGCGAGGACUACCUCGAGUGCCUCCACCACUCCAAGGAGUUCCAACGCAGGAACAGGAUCUACAAGGAGGAGCAACGUCAGAUAAGAGCUGCUGCUCGCAAGGCCAAGGAGGAAGCCGAAGGAGCUCCUCGCUUCCAUGUUCGGCUAUGA
Molecule: messenger RNA, 261 nt
Organism: Triticum turgidum subsp. durum (durum wheat)
Lineage: Eukaryota; Viridiplantae; Streptophyta; Magnoliopsida; Poales; Poaceae
Source: the annotation of a GenBank genome assembly